Messenger RNA from Ornithodoros turicata, 3109 nucleotides. Its product is annotated as zinc finger protein 771-like. Gene Ontology annotation, cellular component: nucleus. Lineage: Eukaryota; Metazoa; Arthropoda; Arachnida; Ixodida; Argasidae. The record is from RefSeq and is a predicted model, not a curated record. Gene Ontology annotation, molecular function: DNA-binding transcription factor activity, RNA polymerase II-specific; RNA polymerase II cis-regulatory region sequence-specific DNA binding. Gene Ontology annotation, biological process: regulation of DNA-templated transcription. The transcript has 3 exons. Bases 75 to 1376 code for a protein of 433 amino acids.
UAGGCGGCGCGUCAGUCCUUCAAAGAUGCUUGUGGAUGUUACUGAUGUUACAUAGUGGAGUAUGUAGCUGAACAAUGGCUUCAACCCCUGAGCAGGUUGUUUGUACCCCUACAUUUGUCUUUCCAGCAGCGUUUCCAGAAACUUAUGGCAAGCUGUUGAUAGCGGAGGCUAGCAGCUGUUACGGAUUUGAUCCCCGCCAGCAUUUGCCCAACUUCCAUGGGCCACCAACUACAGCAGCCCAACAAGUCGCUCCCCCGACAUCAUCUGCCCAGGAAGAGCAAAGUGGUACUAAGCCACUCGUGAGCAAAGGUUCUGUCUCACCUCGGGGAUCUCUUACCUCCCUCAAGAUACCACAUCCCACACCUCCGUUGCCACCCUCGACUAGUGCCGACUACAGUAGAUGUCUUUCAUCUGCACCUGUAGCUUUUCCAGGAAUUGAUCCCACUAAGCUUCCCAAAGUUGAACACCCUCCUGAACAGACAAAAAACGAUAAACUGUGGCCCUGUCCAUCAUGUAAAGUUCCCUUCAAGGCAGCAUCAGAGCUGCAACAACACUUGGGUCAGCACACUCGUGGCGAACAACGAGGCGGAAACGUGCCUUCUGUGCCAUGUGAAGUCUGCGGGAAACUGUUUGCAUCCUCUGAUCGUGUAAGAGCCCACGUGCGUGCUGCCCACGGGGAGAAGGCUUGUGCGUGCGAUAUCUGCGGCAGUGGCUUUAGCUACCGCUGCAAGCUCUUGGACCAUAUGCGCACCCACACUGGAGACAAGCCCUUCCGUUGCGAUGUAUGUGGUAAAACUUUCUCGCAGAAGAACCACCUGACACGGCACGCAAUGAUUCACACGGGGGAGCGACCCUUCCCUUGCGACUUCUGUGGCCGAGGCUUCUACCGGAAGGACAAGCUGGCGCGGCACCGGCGUGUGCACACAGGUGAGCGACCCCACGUUUGCCUCGCGUGUGGCAAGAGCUACGGGCGGCGCGAGAAGCUGGCGCGGCAUCUCCGGGCGCAUGCCGGUGAACGCCCGUUUGCGUGUGCCGCGUGCGGCCGCCGCUUCCUGGAGCCUAGAGACUUGCACAGACAUAAAUGCCCCUCCCGUUGCAGUGGGGAGCAACAGGCACCACCACCACCCGUCCGGCUCCUCUCUGCCCCCGGAACAAGCAGUGCUGAGCAGCUCGCAAGCCUCUACGAGCGACUCCAAAGCAGCUGCCCCACCACCUCCACCAGUGUCACAUCCUCCACAGCAACCCACCAGCACUCUGCUGAACCCUCACGGUCUGGCCACUUUCCGGAGCGCUCCCCCAUCCAUGUUCAAGACAGACUGGGGGGCCGUACCCACCCCUCCUCCUCCCAGACACUAGGGGAACAAGCAGCACUGUGAUGCAUUAACACUGUUCUUUCGGUGGACUAAAUAGUGAGUGCUGUCCUAUUUCCACACUGAGUUCAUGCACAUGCAGCUGUAUACAUUUUUGUAAGCAUAUUUCUUUUUGGUUGGUGUGGAUGACUUUGAUUUGAUUUGGUUCAGGUGUUAUGUGGCUUACAGAAAGUUUGCCAUAGCGAGUACUCUUAUUUGUUACUCAGUGUUGCCAUUUCCAGAUAUUUAUAGUAGGAGCAUGUGUGUUUUAUUGGUGUGUCAGCAUGAUAUGUUCAUGGACAGUGUAGCUUUCAAUAACCUGUGCACAUCCUGGAUUAAAUUACAAUCUCAUUGAACAUAUUCACACCUGAAUGUAGCGCAGGACAGAGAUUGCCGACUUAAGUUCACCACUUGCUGUGCUGACCUUAUGCUUCCUAGAAAGAUGGCUCAUACCAAGAAAAAAAAAAUUUUUCAUGUUGCCAGUCAUGGUGUAUGUGAAAUAUAAAUUUUUGUGGCUAUUUUAACAGGUGGCAAACUUGUUUUGAACUAAUUUUGAAAAGACAUGAUUUUUAAGUCCAAAGUAUGGGCCUGAUUAUUAUGGACAACUUUUUCGUUAACCGAAUAUUUCACGUUUUGUGUUGUUAAAAUGGAUAGGCAGAUCUGUGCCAAAGCUUACCGACGUGGACAUGUGGGUGUUUAAAAGGAAUGGGGCAAGGUGUUCAGGAUGGUGUACAUAUGGCUGGGGCAUUACAUCAUGGCAUUUUGGUGAAAUGGGUUGACACAUCUUACAUAAGAGAGCCUCUUGAAGAGGGCAUGAUGUCACUGAUUUCCCUCUCCUGGAAGUUAGGGUAGCACCUUUUUUCCUAAAACUUCACGUGAUUUUUGCGGGAUGGCUCAAAAUGACUCGAGUGGUCAUAUCAUGUGCCGUGUAUUAGACAACUAGUAGUCAGCAUUUCCACAUAGAAGGCUUAUCACAGUGUGUGAUAAGUAUCCUGAACGUUUAGAUAAAGUUUAAUUGUCCUUCACAUUGAACAAAAUAAGGCUUGCCUUUUGUUUCGCACAGUUUUGAAUGAAGCAGCUUCCAUUCACAGUGUGUGUGUGUGUAGUUGAUUUCUGCCAGGUCGACAUGAACAAGACGCAGCUGUAGCUGGUGAGCUAUGUAAUGCCCCCAUUGCCUAUUAGCGUUUCAAGCUGCUGACAACAGCUACGAUGACUUUCUUUGGAAAAGAGAGUCUUGUGUUGCUAUAUUUUUCUAUGAACACAAAGGCACGUUUCUUCUCAUGCAUAAGGCAAGAGUUUACUUUUUGUCGGAAUGCUCAAUUUUUUUCCCUUUACCUUACACUUUGUAUACAAUGUAUAAGUAUGUGAGAUAUUCUCCAUCCUCAUUUGUGAUUAGUGUGACGCUAGCCAAGAAGGCAUGUACUGUUGUAGCCAUCAUAUAUGAAACCUUGUUUGGGUGAUGUCAAUACUUUAAUGAUAAACCAACAACAUAUGCAAAUGUUUUUCUAAGUAUGUGUAAUAUGCAGAUUUCAUGCAUUUGCAGAGUGAUAAAAGGUACAUGUGCCAAAUUGUCAUGUACUUGUGUUUAAUUUUUUUAGUGCUACCUCUUAUAAUGUUUGUGCAUUAUGUCUGUCUCUCCUAUUUUAUUUGUCAUGACAGUUUGUAUGUUUCCUGAGCUGCAUGUACGUUACUCGCUGAUGUAUGCCAGCUGCUGUUAAUCGCAGAUAAAUUGUGAAAAAUAAAUCACAUAAUUUUCUGAA